Molecule: messenger RNA, 4507 nt
Organism: Cryptotermes secundus
Lineage: Eukaryota; Metazoa; Arthropoda; Insecta; Blattodea; Kalotermitidae
Product: guanine nucleotide exchange C9orf72 homolog
Exons: 7
Coding region: 1011-2711 (566 amino acids)
Biological process (GO): autophagy; endocytosis
Cellular component (GO): autophagosome; endosome
Molecular function (GO): guanyl-nucleotide exchange factor activity
Source: RefSeq, a predicted model, not a curated record
GUGCUAGUAUGUAUGGUAUGUGUUGCCACUGUUGAAGUUCCUAUUAUACCUACGUACCUACAAGUUUAGAAGGUUAAGAAGCGCCAAGAAGUUUGUGGAAGGUUAUUCAAUGUAAUUUGUUUCGUAUUGCGCUAUUUUGCGAAGUUCUGUGAAACGUCAUAUCGUCUUAUCUUAUCUUAUCUUAUCAGUUCAAUUCAAAGUUCCUGAGUACAAAGUUACUUGUUCUGUUUGGUGUUGUACCUCUCUUUUUUAUUGCUUGUAUAACCGAAUUUCAGAAUAAGUGUAUAUCAAUACAAAAACGUUGAUCGCUGUCAUCUGCAAACGUCAUAUACAGAAGAAUGGAUUAGUUAUCCCGGUAGUUACGCCACUGGCAAUGUUAACGACGUUGACGACAGUCAGUUUAAUAAAGAGGUCAUUCCACAGGCCACAAUUUCAGGUUCCCGGAGUGUUUUGUUAUUCUCAGGUUUUAAAGCCUAUUCUGUGUUGGCCUCUGUGACUAUGUGACAAAUGUAGGGCUAGAAUUAAAAGAAGAGAAUUUUAGAGUUGCAUGAACAUGAAGUAAACACUACCAAUGAUAGUUCAAGGAAGAUGAAGCAGUUUUGUAUCCAUGAAUAUUUCACAUUGCAGAUAAUUUGAAAGCAAGUCUUCUCUUUUGCUUUGUACAGCAUACAGUCCUGAUUCAUUUCGGAAUGCUAGGGUUGUAUAUUGCUUUGAUAGUAACAAUUUGUGGUUUAGGUGUCAUCUUUCUGGCAAUUCCAGAUCUGAUGGAAAAUAAUUUGUGGUUUGUAACGUUUUUGGACAUAUUAGCCAAUUGGGUGUUGAUAUGGGAACUGACAAGUUUCUGUCAUUUCAUUGAAGGUGUAAGACACAAAACAAUGUUUGAUAUGGAGAUAGCUACACUUCGUAUAUGAUUUUUGGAAUUAAUGUGGGACUGCUCUUUAUUGUGAAGAGUUACAUUUGUAUAGUGCCAGACAGCUAAAUAAAGAACACGCUGUGAUAAAGUCAUCAAUAUGGUUGUUAUGGAAGAGCCCUUUCACAGUUCUAACAGGAUUUCAGUCCCAUACACCGUAGAAAACUUAGUAUCAAAUUUUGGACCUGCAAUCAAAAUGGACAGUGGUGACAUAUGUAAUAUAGAUUCAAAUUCAGGCAAAAAUGUUUUGCCUGUGUUAAGGUCUGUGGCUGUGAGUUCAAAUAUUGCUAGUUCUGCCCAAGAGGAGGUAUGUCAUUUUUUUCAUGUUGAUACUUCUAAAAGCAAUAAAUUUCCAGCAGUUAGUACAGCAGACAGGACUUACUUACAAGAAAUCAAGCAAGAUCCACCAGCUGAAUACAGUUUACCAAAUGAUCAUGGUGCUAAUUCAUCUGUUUCUUAUAUCUUACCUUCUGAAGAAGAUAAUAUAGUAUCUGCUGUUGUUCUUUCCAAGUGGGAUGAUAUUAUGGGCCCACAGACGGUUCACGUAUGGUUAAAAGAUGAUGCAGAUGUAAGAAGCUUGGAUUCAAAAAGCACACUGGGCCAACACACAAUCAGGAACAUGUGCCUAGCAAAGUCUGUGAAGUAUGUGACAGUUCACACAGUGAAUUGUACUGGUUUAAACUCAGUUCUGUCAGCAAAUUAUGGUAGUGCUUCUGGAGAUCUAGGGCAGAGAAGCAGUGGUCUAUUCAUUGUUCCAGAAUUAGACCUCAUAGCACAAUCUGUAGUAUUCCAGUUACAGGAUCAUAAGUUGAGUGUUCCAUAUUCUCUUGCUCUGACAGUGAGCUAUCAACAUUACAGCUAUUUCCUACACCUUCGCCAACUGUGUCAGCACUGGCUUCAGCGCAUGGCUGCUCGCUUGUCUGCCAUUCUCAUGAAGUGUUUAUCUUCCAAUUCAAAAUUUGAAGUCAGUGAUCAAAUAAAUGGGUGGAUGAUGGAUGUCUGCUCUAUGAUGCAGUCACUGAAAUCACAUGGCCUUGCUACAGCAACUCAUAUUCAAUCAUAUCAUGUGUUAAGUAAUCCAGUGUUGGAGAGAGUCAUCACCUCCCAUCUGCAGACAUUUGGUUGUACUGUUGUUAUGGGAACAUCUUCUGAAGACAUUAAUUCAUUAAUUCUGUUCUUGGCUCUGUUCUUGGAUACAGAUGAACUACAUUGUUCACGGUUUGUGCUUCCUCCUGAGAAAUGUUCUUUCCAUGCUGCUCUCUUCUUGCAGGGACUGCUUCUGAAUGAGUUCGGUUGUCGAGAAUUGUGCUCCAUAGAAUUGGCUUCAAACCCAUAUCCUGUAACUGCAGUGGAUCUGACCCGAGGAGCUCAGGCAGCAGCAGUAAAACAAACUCCACUUCGCCACCACAGGUGGCAGGUGACUUGGUGGGAAUACCAUCUGCUUUCAGAAGAAGGGAAGGCUGAAGGACCAAGACAUCCGGUGCAUGAGAGUAUGUUGCAUCCAGUGAAAGAAGGUGCAAGCCUUGUAUGUAGUCUUCUGAAGGACCUGAGACAUCUACCACCAGGUCUCUGGUUGACAUAUAUACAGCUGUUUAAGCAGAAACUACAUUCCUUGGCCUUUAACCUCCUCAGUCUUGUUUGCUGGAUUAGAAAUGGCUCUGACAAACCUGGACACUGCAGAUACUUAGCUCAGGCACUGGGCCUGGAGGAAGGAGACCUGCUUAUUGUUCUGGCUGUCGCAGAGAAGCUGCAGCCUGGUGUAUAUGCCUUCGUCAUGGAUGAUAAUUCAGUUCCUAGGUGACUGCUUGAGGUAUUGGUAAUUAGAAAGUAUAGUCAAUUUGCCAAUUUUAUAUUAAUUUACACAAUAUUCUGUACUAUAAAAGUAGAAGCAUUGUUACAUUAAACUUGUUAUAAUGAAUCGAUAGUUAACCCUUUCUGGUCAUCGCUUUGAAAAAAUUUCUGCAGCCAGAUUGUCAAGGGAUUUUUAAAUGCCCACAGAGUCACUAAGCGAGCUGUUUUGCUCAAGAAGUUGGUACAACAAGGGCAUAAAGUGAAAAGCAAAAUGUGAACUUACCAGCACAAUGCAAGAAGACAAAUUCCCUGCCUUAUAGUGGUGUAUGACAAUCAAGUGUGGAGAGAGGUUUUAGUGUUUUACUGGCUAAAAUUGCUUUUCUCUAGAAUAAAAUAUAUGCAUAUUCCUUUCUUCUUAUAACUAUCACACUUCUAUGUACACAAACAACAAAAACCCGAUAAACUAUAGGCCCCACACUAAAACUUUUUGAAGUUUUUGAGAGUGUGAUUUAUUUUGAACACAAACAACAAAAACCUGAUAAACUAUAGGCCCCACACUAAAACUUUUUGAAGUUUUUGAGAGUGUGAUUUAUUUUGAACACAAACAACAAAAACCUGAUAAACUAUAGGCCCCACACUAAAACUUUUUGAAGUUUUUGAGAGUGUGAUUUAUUUUGAACACAAACAACAAAAACCUGAUAAACUAUAGGCCCCACACUAAAACUUUUAGAAGUUUUUGAGAGUGUGAUAUAUUUUGAAACAUUCCCCAGGACACAUGGAUGUUCGAUUUGUGCAGGUCUUAACAAUAGAAGUUCUGAAAUUUUGUAUCUUGCAUACCAGUUUGUCUCUAUAACAAUGUUAUUCAAAAGCUCGUCAUUGAAAAAUGAACCAAAAUAAUCCAUGAGCUCUGAAUUUGGUAGAAGGUUAAGUUGUGGCCCUGCAUUUUUAGUAAAUGUGUAUGCCUUGGGUUUCUUGUCCCACCCAUCAACACACAUAACACUUGUUUCACUCUCGCUCUCACUUUGACAUUCCAUUGCUGGAUUCUUCAUUCGCAGUUUCUUCUACAUUUUCCAAAUCCAUCUGAUCAUCAGAGUCUAUAUUGAGUUCUUCAUUUAACAGAACAAUAACUGACUCUUCGUUCUCAACACACACAGUAUUUUAUUUCAGUUCUUUCAUGCCAGAAGGCACACACAUACGAGAACACAAAGCCAUGUUCCUAAUACUGAUAUGCAGUAAUAUAUGAAUGGCAUUCGUUCCUCAAAUAGUUCAGAUUAUGACUUCCAGAUGGAAGGAGAAUGCAGACUAAACAUUCAUGAUUGCAGUGGUAUAGUAUACAGGGGCAAGUAGCGACAUAUGACCAACUUAUCAUUAGAGAAAUGCGAAAAAAAAAACUUUGCGCACACAUAUCGACAUUUGUCUGUGGGAGAACAUAAUCAGUGUUGAUAUAUAUCAAUGUAUGAUGGGAAAGGGUUGACUAUAUAGUGCUGUAUUUGUGGAUAUAUAAUAAGGAUCGUAAUAGUUUGCAUCCUGUUGUGUGUCUCAAAUAAGAUAUAAAGCAUACAAGAAUACACCAUCUACACAGAUACAUAUAUAAAUAUAAAAUAAGUCUUUGUCAAAAUUUAACUGAAUGUACUUAAGUGAUACAAUUAAAAUUACAACCUAAAAGGUUAAAGUUAAAAAUAUGAGAAAUUAAAAACCAGAUGCUGAAGAUUAAGACAAUGAAAGUUAAGUGUGAUAUGUUGGGAUUUUGGACUUUAUCCAUCGUCCUGGUUUUUAAGAUAACAAAUAAAAACACGACGUUUCGGA